Messenger RNA from Bufo bufo (common toad), 7694 nucleotides. It is a transcript of the gene MYO10, whose product is annotated as myosin X. Gene Ontology annotation, molecular function: protein binding; cytoskeletal motor activity; ATP binding. The record is from RefSeq and is a predicted model, not a curated record. The coding region runs from base 563 to 6814 and encodes 2083 amino acids. Gene Ontology annotation, cellular component: myosin complex; cytoskeleton. Lineage: Eukaryota; Metazoa; Chordata; Amphibia; Anura; Bufonidae. Gene Ontology annotation, biological process: signal transduction. The transcript is spliced from 41 exons.
GGACGUCUGCUCCCCAGCUGUCCCCGUCCUUCUCCUGCACACACUGUCCUAUUGAGCGCUCUGCCUCCCUCUGUCCAGCUGUUGGAAUUGCUUCCUAUUCUCUCCAUAGAAAGGAUGAGCAGGUCACCUCAGCCAGGAGCAGACCCCGGUGCCCGCAGGACGUGUGCAGGCUGCAGGUGAUUGGCAGUUCCAGGGGAGGGACCUCAUUCUGGGACAGGGGAGGGCCAGGCUCCCGGCAGCAGCCCAGCAGAGCACAGUCAGCAGUGACAGAGCCGGGGAGUCUUCACCAAACUACUUCAACUUAAUCCCGGGAAGCAGCAGAGGACUUCUGGGACUGCAGGACCUCUCUCCAGACCCACCUGCACUGGGAGCAGAACAUCAGCCUCAAGGUGUCCCAGUGCCACUUACUCUCAGGGCAGGACAAAGACUCCGGUUGAAGGUGCAUUACUGAUCCCUGAGGAGAAUGGAUUAACUAUCCAGACAUAUACUACUAUUACAUGUAGCACAUGGUUCCCCAGGAUCUUCCUCUAGACUUGACUUCUUGAAGCUACAACUCUCAACAAUGGAUAACUUCUUCAUAGAGGGAACACAAGUUUGGUUACGGGAAAAUGGACAACAUUAUCCAAGUUACGUUCAGUCCUGUGCUGGUGGUGUUGUUGUAUUUAAGACAUAUUACAAUCAGGUAUUUACAUACAAACAAAGCACAAUUACUCGGCAGAAGGUAACCACUAUGCAUCCAACCAGCACAAAUGGUGUAGAAGAUAUGGCAGCACUCUAUGAUCUUCAUGUAGGAUCGAUCAUGUACAAUCUCUAUCGAAGAUACCACGAGAACAAAAUAUAUACCUUUAUUGGCUCCAUCCUUGCCUCCGUCAACCCCUACAAGAUUAUACCAGGCUUAUAUGACCGAAACACAGUGGAGCUGUACAGCAGGCAUCACAUGGGAGAAAUUCCUCCUCACAUCUUUGCUGUGGCCAAUGAAUGUUACCGCUGCCUAUGGAAGCGCCAUGACAAUCAGUGUGUUCUCAUCAGUGGUGAAAGUGGAGCAGGCAAAACGGAAAGCACAAAGCUCAUUUUAAAAUUCUUAUCUGCAAUGAGCCAACAUUCCUUGGAAAUAUCGUCAAAAGAAAAAACAGCAAGCGUGGAACAAGCAAUUCUGGAAAGCAGUCCAAUCAUGGAAGCCUUUGGAAAUGCGAAGACCGUUUACAAUAAUAACUCAAGCCGUUUUGGAAAGUUCAUUCAACUGCGUAUAUGUCAAAAAGGACACAUUCAGGGAGGACGCAUUGUAGAUUAUUUAUUAGAAAAGAAUCGUGUAGUACGACAGAACCCAGAGGAGAGGAAUUACCACAUAUUUUAUGCACUUCUGGAGGGAGCAGGGAAGGAGGAGAGAGAGGCUUUUUAUUUAUUACAACCAGAGAAAUACCACUACUUGAAUCAGUCUGGAUGUAUCAGAGAUGAAACCAUCAGUGACAAGGAGACCUUUCAAGAAGUAAAGACUGCUAUGGAAGUCAUGAAGUUUACUGCUGAAGAUGUGCGGGAAGUUUUUAGGUUGCUUGCUGGGAUUUUGCACCUGGGAAACAUAGACUUUAUGACUGCUGGUGGAGCACAGAUAUCUACAAAGACAGCACUGGGGCGAACGGCAGAAUUGCUGGGGCUGGACUCCGAGCAGCUAACAGAGGCACUGACACACAAAUCCAUGAUUCUCAGGGGAGAGGAGAUUUCUACACCGCUCAGCACUGAGCAAGCUAUAGACAGCAGAGAUUCAGUGGCCAUGGCUCUCUACUCACAAUGCUUUACUUGGGUAAUCAAGAAAAUCAACAGUCGAAUCAAAGGAAAAGAUGAUUUCAAAUCAAUUGGUAUUCUGGACAUCUUUGGAUUUGAAAAUUUCGAGGUCAAUCGAUUUGAACAGUUCAACAUAAACUAUGCAAAUGAGAAGCUGCAGGAAUAUUUCAAUAAGCACAUAUUUUCCUUGGAGCAGCUGGAAUAUAGCAGAGAAGGACUUGUAUGGGAAGAUAUUAACUGGACGGAUAAUGGGGAAUGCUUGGAUUUGAUUGAGAAGAAACUUGGUUUAUUAGCACUAUUCAAUGAAGAAAGCUACUUUCCUAAAGCCACCGAUAGCACCUUACUGGAGAAGUUACAUAACCAGCAUGCGAAUAACUCCUUUUAUGUGAAGCCAAGAGUUGCUGUUCACAACUUUGGUGUAAAGCACUAUGCUGGAGAGGUCUUGUAUGAUGUUAGAGGUACUUUGGAAAAGAACCGAGACACCUUCAGGGAUGACCUUCUCAACCUUUUACGUGAAAGCAGACUUGAUUUCAUAUAUGACCUGUUUGAACAUGUGUCAAGCCGAAAUAACCAAGAUUCUCUAAAGUCUGGAAGUAAGCACCGGAAACCUACUGUCAGUCUGCAAUUCAAGAAUUCCCUGCAUUCCUUGAUGGCAACACUCAGCAUGUCUAAUCCUUUCUUUGUGCGCUGCAUUAAGCCUAAUGUACACAAGAUGCCAGACCAGUUUGACCAGUCGGUGGUCCUCAAUCAGUUAAGAUACUCAGGAAUGCUUGAAACAGUUAGAAUCCGCAGAGCUGGUUUUCCUGUCAGAAGACCUUUUCAUGAUUUUUGUUUUAGGUAUAAAGUUCUAAUGAGAAAUCUGACCCUGCCUGAGGAUUUGAAAGGCAAGUGUGAGACUUUACUCCAUCUUCAUGACACAACAGAUACGGAAUGGCAGCUUGGGAAGACCAAGGUCUUUCUGCGUGAGUCAUUAGAGCAAAAGUUGGAGAAGCAACGUGAAGUAGAGGUAUACAAGGCCGCCCUGAUUAUACAAUCACAUAUCAUGGGUUUUGUGGCAAGAAAGCAGUACAGAAAGGUGCUUCACUGCAUUGUUGUAAUCCAGAAGAACUACAGGGCUUUCCUGUGGAGGACAAAGUUUUUAUGUCUUAGAAAAGCAGCUGUGACCUUCCAGAAGCAGCUGCGUGGGCAGAUAGCCCGCCGUACUUACAGGCAGCUCCGGGAGCAGAAACAGAAAGAAGAAGAAGAGAGAAGAAGGGAGGAAGAAGAGCAAAAGAGGCAAGAGGAGGAACGGCUGAGGAAAGAGGUGGAGAUGAAGAAAAAGGAAGAGGAGGAAAGACUAAGGAAAGAAGCAGAAGAAAGAGAAAGACAAAGACAAGAGGCAGAACUACUAGCCAAGCAGGCUGAAGAAGCAAAAAAACAGGAAGAACUUGCUGCCAUGUUGGGAGCUGAAAAGGGGGAUAAAGAAAAGCAAGAAUUCGAAAAGCAGAAAGAAAACAAACAGGUGGAAGAAAUUCUCAGACUGGAGAAAGAAAUUGAUGACUUGCAGCGCAUUAAGGAAAAACAAGAAUUAUCCUUAACAGAGACAUCUUUACAGCGGCUGCAGGAGCUCCGUGAUGAAGAGCUGAGACGUCUAGAGGCAGAGGCCUGCAGAGCAGCCCAGGAGUUUCUUGAGUCCUUGAACUUCGAUGAGAUUGAUGAAUGUGUCAAGAAUAUUGAAAUGUCCCUGUCUGUAAGUGAUGCAUUUCCAGAGGAUCUCAAAUGCAUUGCCAGUUGUGACAAACCCACGUUUAACUUUAGUCAACCAUACCCUGAAGAAGAGGUCGAUGAGGGCUUUGAAGCUGAUGAUGAUGCAUUUAAGGACUCACCAAAUCCAAGUGAACAUGAUCACUCUGAUCAAAGAACAAGUGGUAUUAGAACCAGUGAUGACUCUUCAGAAGAAGACCCUUAUAUGAAUUAUACCCUUGGGCCAGCAGCUGAACCUGGGCUAAACAAUAUAUUACUUUCUCCUGGGCAAGAUCUAAAAACCACAAAAAAGGUCACUGGGGGAGAGUCAACAUACUGUGUACCCGAAAAGCAACCAGAUUGUCUGCAGGGUCUUGAAAAUCUCAUUAUCCCUGAUGGAGAUUAUGACUAUGACCAAGAUGGGGCAAUUACCUCUGGAAGUAGCAUGGCAUUCUCUAACUCCCAUAGCAGCCAAUGGUCUCCAGAUUAUCAGUGCUCCAUAGGAACAUACAACAGUUCAUCAGCAUACAGAUUUAGCUCAGAAGGAGCUCAGUCAUCGUUUGAAGAUAGUGAAGAAGACUUUGAUUCAAGAUUUGACACAGAUGAUGAACUUUCCUACAGGCGGGAUUCUGUCUACAGUUGUGUUACACUGCCUUAUUUCCACAGUUUUCUUUAUAUGAAGGGUGGGAUGAUGAAUACAUGGAAGAAGCGUUGGUGUGUCUUAAAAGAUGAAACCUUCCUUUGGUUCAGGUCCAAGCAAGAAGCAUUGAAGCAAGGCUGGCUUUAUAAAAAAGGUGGAGGCUCAUCUACUCUGUCGAGAAGGAACUGGAAGAAGCGAUGGUUUGUUCUCCGGCAAUCCAAGUUGAUGUACUUUGAAAAUGACAGUGAGGAAAAACUAAAAGGAACUAUUGAACUCCGAGAAGCUAAAGAGAUCAUCGACAACACAGGCAAAGAGAACGGCAUUGACUUAGUAGUGGAAAAUCGAACUUACCACUUAAUUGCAGAAUCUCCAGAAGAUGCAAGUCAGUGGUUCAGCGUUAUGAGCCAGGUUCAGUCAUCCACAGAGCAGGAAAUUCGGGAGAUGCACGAUGAGCAAGCAAAUCCACAAAAUGCUGUGGGGACUUUGGAUGUUGGAUUGAUCGAUUCUGUCUGUGCUUCUGAUAACCCUGACAGACCAAAUUCAUUUGUAAUCAUCACAGCAAAUCGCGUCCUUCACUGUAACUCAGAUACUCCAGAAGAAAUGCAUCACUGGAUAACAUUACUGCAAAGGUCGAAGGGCGACACCCGAGUGGAAGGACAGGAAUUCAUUGUUCGAGGCUGGUUGCACAAGGAAGUGAAAAAUAGCUCUAAGAUGUCUUCAUUGAAGCUAAAGAAACGUUGGUUUGUCCUUACCCACAAUUCACUAGAUUAUUACAAGAACUCUGAGAAAAAUGCCAUUAAACUGGGCACCCUGGUUCUUAACAGCCUAUGUUCUGUGGUACAGCCGGAAGAGAAAAUCUUUAAAGAAACUGGAUACUGGAACGUGAUAGUGUAUGGACGCAAGCACUGUUAUCGCCUUUACACAAAGCUAUUGAAUGAAGCUACAAGGUGGGCCAGUGCUAUCCAGAAUGUGAUUGACACUAAGGCGCCUAUAGACACCCCAACACAGCAGCUCAUACAGGAUAUCAAGGAAAACUGCCUAAAUAAUGAAGUCACAGAGCAGAUAUACAGAAGAAACCCAAUCCUUCGUUAUACUCAUCACCCCUUGCAUUCUCCACUGCUUCCACUGCCAUAUGGAGACAUCAACUUAAACUUGUUAAAAGACAAAGGCUAUACGACACUCCAGGAUGAAGCCAUGAAGAUUUUCAAUUCUUUGCAGCAGCUUGAGUCUCUCCCUGAUCCUGUCCCAAUAUUUCAGGGUAUUCUUCAGACUGGUCAUGACUUGCGACCAUUGAGAGAUGAGCUAUACUGUCAGCUGAUUAAACAGACCAACAAAUCUCUCCAUCCUGGCAGCAUUGGCAACCUGUAUCAUUGGCAGAUACUCACUUGUCUGAGCUGUACCUUUCCACCUAGUCGCAGCAUUCUAAAGUAUCUCAAAUUUCAUCUGAAGAGAAUACGAGAACAGUUUCAAGGUUCAGAGAUGGAAAAGUAUGCUCUAUUUAUCUAUGAAUCAUUGAAAAGAACCAAAUGCAGGGAGUUUGUGCCAUCUCGAGAUGAAAUUGAAGCUUUAAUGAAGAGGCAGGAAAUUACAACCACAGUAUACUGCCAUGGUGGAGGAGCUUGCAAGAUCACUAUCACUUCUCAUACCACAGCUGGCGAGGUUGUAGAGAAGUUGAUCCGAGGCCUGGCCAUGGAAGAUAGCAGAAAUAUGUUUGCCCUCUUCGAGUACGAUGGGGUUACAGAAAAAGCCAUUGAAAGCAGAGCUGUUGUGGCAGAUGUACUGGCUAAAUUUGAAAAGCUUAGAGCAAGUGCGGAAACAGGAGACAGACAAUGGAAGUUCUACUUUAAGCUGUAUUGCUUCUUAGACACUGAACAUGUACCAAGGGACAGUGUUGAAUACGCAUUUAUGUUCGAACAGGCACAUGAAGCAGUUAUUAGGAGCCACUAUCCAGCACCUGAAGAAACUCUACAGGUUCUAGCAGCUUUAAGAUUGCAGUAUUCCCAAGGAGACCACAGCCCACACACAGCUGUACCAGAGAUGGAACAGUUUUACCCUAUUCAGAGACUAAAGUCACGAAUUUCUCAGUCCACCAAAGUGUCCACACCAACAGAACGAUGUGAAAGGAAGAGGUCUAGUUUCUUGGAAGGUACCUUAAGAAGAAGCUUCAGAAGUGGCUCUGUGAGUAAACAGAAGGCAGAAGAUGACCAAAUGUUGGAUAUGUGGGUUAAAGAAGAGGUGAUGUCAACCAGGACCAAUAUUAUUGAUAAAUGGAAGAAACUACAGGGAAUGACUCCAGAGCAAUGCAUAACCAAAUACAUGGGCCUGAUAAAAGAAUGGCCUGGUUAUGGAUCAACGCUGUUUGAUGUUGAGUGCAAAGAAGGUGGAUUUCCUCAAGAACUGUGGUUAGGUGUGAGUGUUGAAUCUGUUUCGGUGUACAAAAGAGGAGAAGGAAGACCUUUGGAAGUAUUUCACUAUGAACAUAUCCUUUCUUUUGGUGCUCCAUUAGCCAACACUUACAAGAUAGUUGUGGAUGAGCGGGAGCUUCUGUUCGAAACUAGUGCGGUGGUUGAUAUUGCAAAGCUGAUGAAGGCAUACAUCAGUAUGAUAGUGAAGAAGAGAUACAGCACCACGCGAUCAGAAAGUAGCCAUGGAAGCCAGGGAAGCUCUAGAUGAAGAUGGUGCCUCACACAUAUCUCCUCUGACCAUAGCUUGAUCCUCGCCUCUAAUUGAAAGGUGCUUCAGUAAUAUGUAACUUAACAUUUGUCAUCGCAUAUCCAGGCUUUCAUGGCAGUCAGGAGGAUGUAGUGCCUAAACUAUUAGAAAAGACAGCAUGAUCCCAAAGUAUAUUGCUUCUCAGUGACCAUUGCCUUAGAUUUUAAGACCCUGCUCUGAAUGCAGAGUGAUGUGCCUUUACCCCGGAUACCCCAUAUGUCCUCCUGGUUUCCUCAUGAAAAGUAUUGGAGAGCUGCAGGCAGCGUCCCCAGGAUCCAUUAAUGAUGCAACUUUGUAUUUUUUGUCUGUUUUUGUGUGUGAAUCUUGUAAAUUCUUAUUUUUUAUUCCAGGUAUUGUAUGAAAGGGAAUGUUAAUGUGCAAUGCUGUGUGUAUAUUUUAAUUGAUCAGUUACAUGGGGCGAUUAAGGUCCAUAGUGUGUUAUGAAUGGUAUAAUGCCACUUUUACCAUUUUGUAUAACUAUCUGUCACCAGUAUACAUCCCCUGACUGCUGUAUGUUAAAUGAAGAGAUGACAUAGCUACUAGAAAGAGUACAGUAUUUAUAAACUGCCUUGUUAUGAAGAUGCAUAAGAUGUCAGUAGCACUUGCUCUACAAACGUUUUCUUUACUUGAUUGCCAUAUUAACAUUGUUAAAGUGCUUGUAAAUAGGUAAAUGUGAGUGCUAUAUUUUUCUAUGGAAAGUUUUAAUAUGAAGCAAAAUAUUUCACCACCUAGUGGUUAGUGUCAGAAAAGCCAAAUCUUUAUUCUGCAAUGGGACGGCAAUAUGUUGAAAAGAUUUGCUUUAUUGUAAUAUAAACUCUUGUCAAUAAAAUAUUGUAUUUAA